Molecule: messenger RNA, 6197 nt
Organism: Phascolarctos cinereus (koala)
Lineage: Eukaryota; Metazoa; Chordata; Mammalia; Diprotodontia; Phascolarctidae
Source: RefSeq, a predicted model, not a curated record
GCCUCUCGGGCACCGCCUCGUCACCCCGCCUUGGUCAGCUGCUUGUGUGCCGCCCCUGCGCCCGCUUCGCGCAUCCCCCGGGGCCGCUGGCGCGUCGCGGUCAGGUGCCCCCUGCCCCUCCCGGGCGAGUUAGAUAAGUGUGAAACCUGCCAGGCUGCGAGGGGCGUGACCGCCGGGAUGCUCCCAGCGCCAGCCUGGAAGCCUCUGCCUUCCCGAGCCCUGCAAAUCGGGGGCUGGCAUUUUUUUGGGGGGGAGGGGGGCUGCUUUUCCCUCUCACCUCCCCAAACUCUGAACUUCAGCCCCUUCCUCAUAUUAGUGUAGGGUGUGUGGCAUGUCAAUGUCUUCCAAUUAGUGCUACUAAGUGCCUAUACAUUCUUGAAGACACAGCUCUUUUCAAGAAAUGGGGCAUUGACCUAGCAUUUCAAGUGAUACUCUUAGCCGAUUGUUUUCUUAGAAUGCAACUUACAUCCGUUUAAGCGGCUCAAUGAAAUGUUUGUUUUGAAUGGAUAGAAGGUAGCUCGAAUGGAUUUGGUUAUGCACAAAUUAAGCACCUAUGUAAGAACCCAUUUUCCGAAGGGGGGGGAAGUCAAUAAAUCGGAAGUUUCUUUUGGUAUGGAUUAGUGUUAGUACUAGUUCUUAGGAAAACCAAAGCAGCCCAGAUAAAUAAGUUGAAAUAAAUGACCCCAAACUCAAGUCUGUAUUUUCUCCAAAAUGGUGGCAAUAUGCAGCGUUUAUUUCGUAGUUUGAGUUGAGGAAAAAAAAAUCCAGGAAACUUGAAAUGAUGACAAUGAUGGACAACAGAGGCUGAGAUGAAUCAAGUUUUCAAAAUGUUACUUAAACAGGAGAGAAACAAAUGUUAAUCCAAGAAUAUUAAAUACUGAUUUGAACUAAAAUGUGUAUCUUUUCCCUGGUAGAAAUAUCACCCUUUUUUUGAGCAGUUCACACUUUAGGACACAAUGAUUUGGGAUAGGGACUCUUUGCUGAGAGCAUUACAAAAGUAUGACCCUGGCUUAUUUGCAAAAUGUUGUCUACCUUAACCAGGUGAUACUAAAUUGUUUUACAUGGUUUAUCUAUGCUACUUCUCCUGGAAUUUCACAGUUGUGCUUUUUACCUGCUUUUUUUUAGUGCAGGAAUUUAUAGUAGCUUGGGAUCCCAGAUGCUGUUUACAUUCACCUGCAUUACACUAUGGGUAACACCCUAAACUUAAAUUAUUAAACAUUUAGAGCAACAUAAUGCUAUGUGAGACCAUUUAAUUGUGUGCAUGUGUGUAUCUGGAAUUUGUGUGUUACUAUAUAGAGACACACAGACUGAGCAUUUUGUCAUCAGCACAUCAAAUGUUUGCUAUAAAUCCUAAUAGUUAUGGUCGCAUCGUGGAAUGCUAUUUUUCUGAAUUUCCUCCAUAAACUCACAUGAGGCCGUGGUUCCUUCCUGACUUAUAAGCAACCACUCUAAAACAUUUGUUUUGUGUAUGUAUAUAAGUAGAUAUGUUGCUUUGGAAAUUAAGUCUGUUUUGAGAUUGAUGUAAGGGUCUUUGGAUAUGACUGUAUGGCAACCCUUGAAAAACACUUUUUGCACAACUGAAAAAUUUAUUUCUGUAUUAAGAGUUUAUAGGGAAACUUACACAUUUGAAUGUGAGGACAGAAACUGUUAUAUUCAUCCCCCAUUGUACUUUGCUUGUGGUGAUGCUCAAUAAAUGUUUGUUUGAGUAGGACUGAAAAAUAUACACAAUGUUAAUAAUGUAGUUUUUUUGCAUAAAGGGCCUAAAACUUGCAGAGAGUAAAUUGUUGAAUUAACAUCUGGACAAAUUCUGUGGAUUUUUACUAAAAUUAGUAAUCAACUUUGGAUUUAUAGAGAAAUAUUGGUGAGAAUAUAGGAAAUAUAGUGUGGUAGGCAAUGAAGUACAGUAAACUCUUGUGAAGAAUCUGAUCAGCUAAAUAGUGCUGUAUAAUCAAGAAACUUUGCAGAUGUUUAUAAUAAUCACUGAAGCACUACAUUAUAAGUGCUAUCUGAAUCAUUAAAGAUUCAAUUAUGUUCAGUAUAGUUUGUAUUCCAUAUUUUGUUGUAUUCUAAUCCAAAUUUCAAUUUGGUAUAGCAUAUCUAAAUAGGAUAUUCAGUUUAUCAUAUUCAUUAACUUAUUACUGCAGGAGAGUUUAUAUUUAAAACAUGUAUAGCUCAUUCUGAAUUACCUAAUUCACACUGAAAAAUGUUCUGUUUUUCUUUGUUUUUGGCUUAGCAAUCAGAACGCUGAAAGGCUGAUUCUAGUUCUAGCUGUGUAAAUCCCCCCUUAAAUAUUCUAAGUAUUGUAAGCUUGACUGCUAAUAAAAUAGGUUCAUAUUUAGGAUGGGCCCUUCAUGAGCUUAGAAAUCCUCUGUGUCCUUGAAAAGGAGACUUAUACAGCUAAAUGAUGUACAGUAGACGUGAUGAGGAAGCAUUACAGAAAGUAGAAAUCGUCACUGGUUAAGCAUGGCCAUAUGCUCUUCUGGAGAAAUUUGAGUGUUUCUAUUUGGUCAUUUCAUCUAUAUAUCAGCCAUCCUAUUGAGAUAAAGCUUAAGAAUCAAUUUUCUUCACACAGAUAUCCCAAACCUGAGAUUGCUCUUAUGCAGCGAGUGAAGCAGGCGACAUCAACUGAAUCCCCUAAUAGUUUCGGUAUUCCAAGAAGUUCCAGUGAACUGACAAGGACCUCUCCUCACAGUGUCAGAACUGUGGUGAUGAUGAGAGUAAUGCAACUAACAGAUAGUGCUGAAAAGUUGGAGGCCCCAACACCUUCCCAGGGACAGCUGAGAUAUGUAUUCAUCCACAAUGCAUUACCUUUCGUAGGGUUUGGCUUUUUGGAUAAUGCAAUUAUGAUUGUUGCAGGAACCCAAAUAGAGUUGUCUAUUGGAAUUAUUUUGGGGAUUUCAACUAUGGCAGCUGCUGCUUUGGGAAAUCUUAUUUCAGAUUUAGCUGGACUUGGUCUUGCAGGCUAUGUUGAAGCUUUAGCUUCCAGGUUAGGCCUGUCAAUUCCUGAUCUCACACCCAAGCAAGUUGAUAUGUGGCAAACACGUCUUAGUGCGCACUUGGGCAAAGCUGUCGGAGUGGCUGUUGGUUGCAUUUUAGGAAUGUUUCCUUUGUUGUUCUUUAGAGGAGAAGAAGAAGAAAAAAAACUGGAAGAAAAAAAUUAACUGUUUUAGAAUCUUUAUAGAAAGAUGUAAAAUAAUGUACCUCACUUAUUAACUAUGCUGUCACAAUAUUUAGGAAUUAAGACAGUAACUAUGUAUAGAUAUGGGAACAAGCAAUUAAGCAUGUUUUAUUAAAACACUAACUUAUUGUGGCUUGGUGUUCUUAGUACAUCUUUUUAUAAAAAAUGGCUUCGUAAUUUCAUAUAAAUUGUUGAAAUGCCUUUUCAGUAGUGGCAGUGGACAUUUUUAUUUUACAGUUUUAUUUUUCAUAUGUUAUAUAUAACAAGGCUAUUAUUUUAUUCUAAGUCAUUGAUGUACUGUAUAGAUUUGGGAUUUGCUUUUGUUAUCAACUACGUAUACUUGCAUGAAAACAUCCUCUCUUAUUCAUAGCUGUUUGAAAUCAGCUUUGAAGUUUUCCCAUAUACAAACACUAUUGGUCAUUUUGCUAAAGGUUUUUAAUUCCAUCAUUGUUCUUGCCCCUAGUAUCAGUUUUGGCCUGAUUUGAGAUAAUGAAUUUCCAUUCAUGCACAGUACUUCUCUUUCCUCGUUGACUCAUUCAAUCAGUGUGGAAUUGAGCUGUUUGUUUUAAGUGUUGCUGGAUUUUUUUAAAUUUUCUUUGAUCUUUUUGAGUCUUAAGAGCCAGAAGUUAAUGCAUAUCUUCCCACUUACAUAAAAUACCCCAUGUUAUAAAAUGUACUUUCUACUUCAUUUUUUUUCUACUUUUUUUUUUGCCUUAAAACUCCCAAUUUUGAGUAAUUGUGUUCUGUUUUGGGCUCAUAGAAAAGAAAAACUAAUAAUUUUUGGUAUGUUUUAUGGGGAAAAUUAUCACAGAAUUAAACAUGGUGUUCUAUUUUUAUAGUUAAGAGAACAGAAAGGGAGAGAAAAAUGGAAAUUGUAUGUGAGAGUUGAAAAUUAAGGAUACAUGAAUUCUAUAGACAAGAAAAAAAUUAAGAGAAGGAACUGGAAUCUGAGAAGGCUUGUGGUACAAAUAGUGAAGUUGAACAGAACUGGAAAGGUUCUCGUGCUCUGCUGAGGAAGAGGGUUUUUCAAAAAUUUCAUCUUUAUCCAUAAGAUUUCCAUUGCUGAAGUCUCUAUGCUGAUACUUGAGAUGUCAACAUGUAUAUGUAUCUUUUUUAUUGAUGGGCUUGCUUUCUGGAAAAAAAAUAUUUUGUGGGCAAAACUAGCCUUUGUGUUUUUUUUUUAACUGUGUAGUCAAAAUUGAUGAGGAACCUUUUUUUUGCCUUGUUUUUCUGUUAUUUUAUUUUAUCUUUUUUUUGGUGAGGCAAUUGGGGUUAAGUAACUUAUGUCUGAGGUCAUGUUUUUCUGUUAUUCAAAAUAUGUUCUAAAUAGAAGUUGCUCAUUUCUGUUCUUUUAUAUCAUUGGAAUUUAAUCAUGAAUGAGAUUUAAUUUUCUCAAUCUUUAUAGCUUUUCAAAAUAGGGACUAUUAAUUACAUAAUUAUAAAUGGGUGUUAAUUAAGCCAAUUUCCUACCUCAUAUGUUAUGGGGAGAAUUAUCAGGUAGGAAUUUUAUUUUGGCUGUUCAAGGUUGUUAUGCUGCUGCUUUGGCUUUUAAAACUUGUAGAAUGACUGUAAUAUUUACAGCCAUAAUAUGUUAAAGCUUUUUUGCAGUUGGCAUUUGUUUACUUAUAACAGCCCAUUUUAAAAAUGAAGAGCUAAACUGUCACAUGAAAUAAUUAGUUAUAAAUUCUCUCAACCACUUUUACAUAUUCAGUGCCAUCCUUUAAUUACAAGUGAAGAGAGGAAAAGAAGCAGAAGCAGAAACCUAAACAAGUUGCAGAAUGCAAAAAUGGGGAAAUAUAGAGGAAAUAUAAUUUUUAUGAUGCAGAAAUAAUUUGACUCUCAUUUACGUUGUACAGAAUUAUAGGACUUGAGGCCUUUCCAAAAAUUGUGGUUUAUGUUGUUUGCCCAUUCAGGAAUUACCAGGUCAAUGCCAAAUUAUGCUGGACUGUUUGAUAUAUGAGUACUGUGGUGUGUUAUUUUAGAUGAAGACUUAUUUAAAUAAAUGUUUUAAAUACUUUGGACACUGUUGUGUAUAACCAAUCCCACCUAUUUUCAUACAAAUAUUUCAGUGUGGUGCUUGCAUUUUUUUUUAAACUUAUUAUCUCCAAAUACGUACUGUUGUCCAGAAAAAGCUUUGUGGUGUAUUUUUCUCUUCAUAAAUUAAUGCAGUCUUAACAAAAUCUGAUUUUGACAUCAAUUUUUUUCCUAGAAGAGCUUGAAUGCAACAUUCUUGACAUAAUUUAUCAUUUCACAAUGUGAAGUAAAUAAAUUCCUAAUUUGAGACUUAAUUGGAUAAUUCAAAUAAUGAACUAUUGUUAAAGUAAAUUAAACACCCGCACCCUUACCGAAGGUUUUUGUUGCUCAGAAUCAUAAUUCUAAGUAUGGUGCUUUGUACAAAGUAGUUUCUUGGUUUGGCUUCCCAAGAUGAUAUCUUCACAUAAGCUUAUUUCAUUCUUGGGGUCUGUCAUGGUAUUUUCUUACCGUUAAAAAUGGAGCCUUCAUUUCUCAUGCUAAUUAUUUAUUAAUGUUUGAACACUGAAACAAUAAUGGAGCCAAGAACAGUAUUAACUGCUAUAGCAGUAUUCAUUUAAGUCAAAACAUGUCUAUGUAUUAGUUUUUGUUUAACUUGUGGAUGCAUGUAAAUUGAGUGCAUUUUGUUGUUACUGUAUGCUUAACUACAACUGUUUUUUUAAACUGAGAUAAAUUGAACUAAACAUAUUUUAAGAAGUUGAAAAUGUAGUUUUGAUUUUGAAAUUUUAAAUGGACACAGUUAUCUCCAGUUAGUGAAAAUCUUUAGACUUAAAGGAAAUUUAAGAUAAUACAUGCUUAUUGCAGAAAGGUAGCCAUCUCUGUGCAAUCUGUGUUUUUUGUUAUGGCAUAGGUAAUGGAGAAAUAAUCCUACUCUGACUAUUUUGGUCUUUAUUAGCAAAAAAAUCAAGGAUACAAAGGUACUUGAAAAUUAUCAGAAUCCCAACUGAUUUUUAAAAAUUUGCUUAAAUAAAGUACACUCUGCCAGUAA